CCAAGAUGGCGGACGACUGCGUUUUGAAGGAAGUAGACUUUAUAAUUGCUUUUUAGCUUGUUAUGGAUCUAAAAUGGUCUCUUGGCACUCUUUUUCGAUAUUGAUAUUAUUGUUCUUCACAYUGUGUUAUCUUGGUGUGAGCGAURAURAAGAUGCAGUGAAAUGCGACGAUUUGCUCGAUGGACAAUACCAAUGUGAUAAGCCAGUUAUCGACUCAAAGACCCAGUCUGCUGCAGGAUGCAACGAAAAUCACACUGUUAAAGUUGAAUGCCAUGUGAGUGGUGGAUUAAAAUGUGAAUCAAAUGGAAAACUUGUCUCUGAAUUCAAGAGGGAUGUACCUUGUAGAUAUACGAAUGGUUAUUCUUAUAAAACUGCAUUACUUCUGUCCAUAUUUUUUGGCAUGUUUGGUAUUGAUAGAUUCUACCUUGGAUAUCCAGCAAUUGGUUUAUUAAAAUUUUGUACCCUAGGAUUUUUCUUCUUAUUCCAAUUGAUAGAUAUCCUUUUGAUAGCAACACAGGUCGUUGGUCCUGCAGAUGAAUCAGAGUAUGUCAUAGAUUAUUAUGGUCCUAGACUGAUUAAAGUUGGCUAUAAUGAUAACACAUUUCUAAAGCCACAGUGAGAGGGAUGACAAUGAUACUAAGCCUCUUUGCUCUGCAGUUAUGCAUGGYGAAAUGAAGCAGUUUUUGUACAAAUGAAAAAUACUAUAAAAAUGGAGUCAUGAUGUAGCUUUAUCAUAUCUUAGCACAGCUAUAACUGUGUGUGAUUGGAUAAUAAUUYAUUACAGGGCUAUAAGUAAUGACUGGUCAGUCACCAGUCAUGAUGACCAAUCAAAUUAAUUUUAGCUCAGGCAUACCACAGGGAGCCCAAUUUAGAUAAAAGUAAAUGGUGAAAAUAAAUCAGAAAUAUUAAAUAAUUGAUUAUUUUCUAAAUUUGARUUCAAGAUAAUGUMCUUGGUAAUACGAAAAAGUAAGAAAAAAUARAUAAAAAAUGCACUAGAAAAUUUUUUUCGUUCGAGCCUUUGUUUUCCUAUAUAUUUUUCCUAUGGUAUCUAAUGUCGCUGAUAUGUAUAUAUACUCUUAACUUUUGUCUAAAUUGGGCUCCCUGUAACUGUUACUGUCAAAAUAACCGACAAGACAAAUAUUUGACCAGACAAGUCCCAAUUCAUGUUCCGAUGACUGGUCUUUAUCUUAGGCUUGUUAUUCAGAUACAAUGGAAAUAAAUCAUUAUGGCAUUUAACCUGCAUAGCACUGCCCAGGAUAACUAAAAAUAGCCUGYAUAGCUCAGCCCUAGGGGAGGGGGGAGGGGGGAGCCAAUCUACACAGGCAUACUAAAAAAACUGUGCAGACUCAACAUUAAUGCUAGUCCACUAGUCUGGGAUUAGUAAAUUUUUUUUUCAGGCUUAGUGAUAAUAAAAAAUUAGGACUCACUAGUCCAUAAUCUGAAA
Messenger RNA from Actinia tenebrosa (Australian red waratah sea anemone), 1444 nucleotides. RefSeq names its product TM2 domain-containing protein biscotti. NCBI's taxonomy places the organism in Eukaryota, Metazoa, Cnidaria, Anthozoa, Actiniaria, Actiniidae. The record is from RefSeq and is a predicted model, not a curated record.